UCUCUCCAUGAAUUGUUAUUCACUGGAAGCGGCUGUCUUCUGUCUCUCUCUCUCUCUCUCUCUGCGAGGAAAAAUGUCCGCGAAUCAUCAGCACAUGCUCCGCCUAGUCCUCUCGUGCCGCAAAAUCACGGCGCAGGUCACGAACCCCACGACCUCCACCAUCAUAGCCAUGGCCUCCUCCACGGAGCAAGAAUUCCUCGCCCAGUACCGCACCAGGCUCAACCGCUUCCCGCGAUCCCACCACUUCUGGGACGCCAAAAUGGCAUCCCGUGUCGGCGAGAAGCUAGGGUUCCGCCUCAAGGAGAUUGGCGUUACCAGCAUCAAUAUCGACCUCGACGAGGAGCUUUCUCGCCCAAUUCAUUACAGGAAGAGAGUUUUGCCGCUGUUCGAUUCAGUAAAACGCCUGGGCGUCGCCGUCGAUGGAGUAGAGAAAUUAGGAGAGAUUGGGCCUGCGUAGAUUGCGCUUUUAAGGUGAGCACUGAAUCGAGAGAUCAUAUUUUUGGUGUGAGUGAGAUACAGGAAAGGUAUACCACUAAAUUUUGAUGGAGUGGUGCUCAUUAUUGUAUUUCAUUAGGUUUAUACUUGUAUUGAUCAUUGUUAUAGUAAUAAUGUAUCUGAUUUUUCAGAAAACGAAACAAACAAUGAAAUUGAUAAUUUUUCUUCAAAAA
This is a messenger RNA of Hevea brasiliensis (rubber tree), 668 nucleotides long. RefSeq lists its product as uncharacterized. Gene Ontology annotation, molecular function: 5S rRNA binding; structural constituent of ribosome. The record is from RefSeq and is a predicted model, not a curated record. Gene Ontology annotation, cellular component: ribosome. Gene Ontology annotation, biological process: translation. The coding region runs from base 8 to 457 and encodes 149 amino acids. The transcript has a single exon. Lineage: Eukaryota; Viridiplantae; Streptophyta; Magnoliopsida; Malpighiales; Euphorbiaceae.